GGGUAAUGUUGGGUGUGUUAAGUGUGGUGUGUGUGUGGUGAGUCUCGCGGGCUCCCCCGUCCGCUGCUGUAAUGGUUGAGUCCACUCAGCGGUCUGUGGACAGGCUGUAGGGAACGGGCGAGGAGGAGGAAUCCAACUCGGCGGAGUCCGGGUGCUGCGCUCAAAACCAGUGUCAUGAAAAUCCGAAAAGAUUACAGAAUCCACAAGGGAAAGGGAAAAGUUGGAUGGUUCUGGAUGUAUAUCAGCGCGACCAAACGGUUAAAACCUGAACAGUUCACCCAGAGGAGGUAAUUUCUGUUGUUUUGGAGGGACUGCGGGGAGGUAUCUAAGUAGACUGGAGCAGAUUUAACUUUUGCCUGAAGUGAUGAAGGAGAAGCAGCACCGCCAGCUCAACUACCAGCUCUAAAACUCAACAAAGAAGAGGAAUAAUGAAGACUGUGUGAGUCUGAGACCUUUUAAACUGCUGGAUUCCAUGUUAGCUUGUGUUUUUUGCCUCAACCCCGUUACUACGUAAGUCAGAAGUCCAGAGGGAGGAAUGGGAGGAAUGUGACUGUACUCCAGGAAUUUGAAAUAAACACUGAGCCUCUGUAGCAGACCUGUCUUCGUUUUUCUACUUAGACAAUUGUGUUACACUCUUUCUGGGAUUCAGUCACCUUCAUUUGUCAUUUAAAUGCAAACAUGUUGGUAGUGAAAGAGAAACAUGCUCACCACCGCCUCCUGACUCUCUGCCUGCUGCUUGUUCUGUCAUUCUUUGUCCCAGUCUCUUCUCUGGACUGUCCUGAUAAAUGUAUUUGCACAUCAACAACGGUAAAAUGCCUUUACCAGAACUUAAUAUCCAUUCCACAGCCUCUACCACCAAACACAACAGCACUUUUCCUCAAUGGAAACAACAUUACCCAUCUAACUGAGGACUCAUUCCCUGCUCCUCUAGAGUUUUUGACAGACCUCUAUCUGUCUGGAAACCAAAUAGAGCAAGUGGACCCUGGAGUGUUUGACAACUUGCCCAGUCUCCAUUCACUAGACCUGAGCAACAACAGGAUGCUGAAUUUCAGCCCUGAUGCUUUCCCAGAGAACAAUAAGCUUAAGGUCUUAAACCUCAGUCGCUCUUUGUACAACGUUUCGUACACGGGCAUAAUUUCCAACAUUUUAAAGCACAGUGUUCCUAAACUUUCCCUUCUUAACCUGUCCAGCAGUGACCUGAUCCUGCUUCCAGAUACCAUUACCAGUUUACCUGACCUAAGCACUUUGGACUUGAGGAACAAUUCAAUAAUCUCAAUAAAAAAUGUCACUUUCAGAAGUCAAGGGUUAAACCAUCUUGACCUGCGGGACAACAUUCUGAAGAAGAUACCCAAUGGGACUUUGGCCGAUUUCAGCCAGAUACCUGGGCUUCGACUCUACCUGGCAGAUAACCCAUGGGUUUGUGACUGCGUAAUGAAGGACAUGGUGACAUGGUUACAGAAAUAUGAUUUUGUUGCUGACAAAGUGAACUUGACUUGUGAUGAGCCUCAAAAAUUAAGAAACACCCCUCUCCUGCAUGUUGACAAGGGGAAGCUGCAGUGCAACCUCUCUCCUUCACAGAAAGAUGUUAGCCUAGAGACAUCAUACAUCUUUCUGGGUAUGGUAUUGGCCCUCAUCGGGGUAAUAUUUCUGCUGGUCCUUUACCUCAACCGAAAGGGCAUCAAGAAAUGGAUGUACAAUAUCCGUGAUGCCUGCAGGGACCACAUGGAGGGCUACCAUUACAGGUACGAGAUCAACUCGGACCCUCGUCUGGCCAACCUGAGCCUCAACUCGGAUGUGUAAGGAGGUUUUCAGGCUGGUCGAGAUGUGUGAGGUUGAGGGGGGUGAAGUGAUGUGUCUCACACAGUCGAUGAACGGUGACUCAGCUCUCGAUUUGCGUAGUUUCCACAAGCUUUUAUGCCCUGAUAUGCAGUGUGCUGUGCCAGAGAGGACAUUAAUUGGCUUCUGCUAGGGUGGACCGGUGGUGCACGCCACCCGGCAAUUUUCUGUCUGCUGAUGUGUCGUGUCAAGUGUAAAUGUUGUGCAAUGCUGCAUGAAUCAAGAACUCAUUAUAAAAGGUUCAUAAGUUCUUCUCCAGAAAGUAUUUUGGGACAGUGUGGAGUGUGAUGCAAGGAUCUAUGUAAUUUUAAUGAACACAAGAUAUGCACAUUUGUUUGCUUGCAAAAUGACCAACUAAUUCUAUGUGUCUUAACAUUUUCCCCACUUUUUAAACCUUGGAUAAUAUUUGCUCAUGCUUGCAUGUGUUUCUGUACUUUUUCAAUGGUUGUGAUAUCAUACUAUCCACAUUUGAUUAUCAGAGUUGUUCAUUUUUAUAUUCACUUUUGUUGAAUGGACAUGGAUUGACUUUUCUUACGAGUCUGAGUAUGUUCUGCCGAAUAAAAAGGUCUUGCAUUGA
This is a messenger RNA of Astyanax mexicanus (Mexican tetra), 2413 nucleotides long. It is a transcript of the gene tpbg, whose product is annotated as trophoblast glycoprotein b. The record is from RefSeq and is a predicted model, not a curated record. NCBI's taxonomy places the organism in Eukaryota, Metazoa, Chordata, Actinopteri, Characiformes, Acestrorhamphidae. Gene Ontology annotation, molecular function: protein binding. Bases 679 to 1800 code for a protein of 373 amino acids. Gene Ontology annotation, biological process: negative regulation of canonical Wnt signaling pathway. The transcript has a single exon. Gene Ontology annotation, cellular component: plasma membrane.